CAUGAGACAAGUUUUGGUUGCGUUCGAAGAAGCAAACAGAAUCGUUUUUCGGGUUUAUUUUAACUAUUUACGAACUCUAAAAUAACCGAAAAUAAAGGAAAUAAUCUAUCUGUCAACAGGAAAAUUUUAAUUCAUCAUGGAAUUGAUAUAUUCAAUGAGGCGAAAGCCGCUAAAAUGUGAACCACCUCACUUCGAAAGUCCCACAAGCCCAGAAGUGGUUCGCCCGAUUUGCACCAUAUCUUCGUGUAAUAUCAUCGCGUUUUCGUCCCCAACGGAGUUGUCUGACGUGGAUGGAGACACCUGGGGUGGGCAUGUGUACGUGUGUGACCUGGACACGCCGUGGGACAGCCACAAAGUCACUAGUACUGCACAUCCUGUUUCCGCCCUGGAGUGGGACAAUGAAGGCAAGCACCUCCUCGUGGGCACCACCUCGGGCGAGGUGUCAGUGUUCGGGCAGAAGGACUACCUUCUGAAUGAGUGGACCUGCCUCUAUAGUGCCAGCUUUCCAGGCGAGCACAUCGUGAAGGCGGCGUUCUUCCACAACGGGCGGCGCGUGGUGGCUUGCGAGAAGAAGCCAGACGCGCCUAUCACGGACAGAUUCCAAGUGCUUCGGUCAACUCCCACGCUUAAGGGAUUCGGAGGAGUGGCGUGCGAAGGCGCCGCCAUAAUCACAGCGACGGGCCUGCUGUGCGCGCUCACUCCGCCUUCCGACGGCUCGCGCGCGCUCGUGGCCGCCGAGUCGCUGCGGGCCGCGCGGGAGCACAUCGCGGCGGCCAGUGUCGCGCACAAGACGACGGGCCUGCUGUGCGCGCUCGUGGCCGCCGAGUCGCUGCGGGCCGCGCGCGAGCACAUCGCGGCCGCCAGUGUCGCGCACAAGACGACGGGCCUGCUGUGCGCGCUCGUGGCCGCCGAGUCGCUGCGGGCCGCGCGCGAGCACAUCGCGGCCGCCAGUGUCGCGCACAAGACGACGGGCCUGCUGUGCGCGCUCGUGGCCGCCGAGUCGCUGCGGGCCGCGCGCGAGCACAUCGCGGCCGCCAGUGUCGCGCACAAGACGACGGGCCUGCUGUGCGCGCUCGUGGCCGCCGAGUCGCUGCGGGCCGCGCGCGAGCACAUCGCGGCCGCCAGUGUCGCGCACAAGACGACGGGCCUGCUGUGCGCGCUCGUGGCCGCCGAGUCGCUGCGGGCCGCGCGCGAGCACAUCGCGGCCGCCAGUGUCGCGCACAAGACGACGGGCCUGCUGUGCGCGCUCGUGGCCGCCGAGUCGCUGCGGGCCGCGCGCGAGCACAUCGCGGCCGCCAGUGUCGCGCACAAGACGACGGGCCUGCUGUGCGCGCUCGUGGCCGCCGAGUCGCUGCGGGCCGCGCGCGAGCACAUCGCGGCCGCCAGUGUCGCGCACAAGACGACGGGCCUGCUGUGCGCGCUCGUGGCCGCCGAGUCGCUGCGGGCCGCGCGCGAGCACAUCGCGGCCGCCAGUGUCGCGCACAAGACGACGGGCCUGCUGUGCGCGCUCGUGGCCGCCGAGUCGCUGCGGGCCGCGCGCGAGCACAUCGCGGCCGCCAGUGUCGCGCACAAGACCACGGGCCUGCUGUGCGCGCUCACAUCGCGGCCGCCAGUGUCGCGCACAAGAGUAUGGCAACAAACAGCAAUCUGGCCUAUCGAGGGCGGCUCAACCGCGGUGCACGCGGCGAGCUCCCGGCUGGCGCUGGCGCCGCCACACGCCGUGCUCGCCACGCCCGACGCACUGCAUCUGCUGCACAGGGAUACACACCACUACGCGGCGAGCUCCCGGCUGGCGCUGGCGCCGCCACACGCCGUGCUCGCCACGCCCGACGCACUGCAUCUGCUGCACAGGGAUACACACCACUACGUGAGUGACGGACGCACAGUGCCCGGCAGGCGGCGAGCUCCCGGCUGGCGCUGGCGCCGCCACACGCCGUGCUCGCCACGCCCGACGCACUGCAUCUGCUGCACAGGGAUACACACCACUACUGCCCGGCAGAUGGCGAGCUCCCGGCUGGCGCUGGCGCCGCCACACGCCGUGCUCGCCACGCCCGACGCACUGCAUCUGCUGCACAGGGACACGCACCACUAUAUGGCGAGCUCCCGGCUGGCGCUGGCGCCGCCACACGCCGUGCUCGCCACGCCCGACGCACUGCAUCUGCUGCACAGGGACACGCACCACUAUAUUUGCUCCCGUAACGUGAUCUCCCGUACGGGCGCAGUCGAAGUGCCGGCGGGCGCAGGAACGCCGCCCAAAAAGCCCAAAUAUGGCCCCGGGGCGGUGCCGAGCGGUUCACCAUGCGCUCAGCUCUCGUGGGUGGAGAUAUCGCAGCUGGGCGGUGUGUGCGUGUGUAUCGACAUGCACGCUUGUUUACACGUGCUCCGUCUGCCGCUGUGGCCCGAUAUACAGAGCCCGCUUGCGCAAGCGUCACUGGCAGUGAAUACUCUAGAGUGGGCGCUGUUAGCUGGUUGUGACGCGCUCGAUGCCUUACUGGCGCUGCGACCCGCCGCCGUGCAACAUACAUACGACAGACUGACGGAGAGCUUCCAGCGGCAGCCGGCGGCGUUCCAGCAGUACUACUACCACGGCUGGCUCAAGCUCAGGAUGGCGCUGUGCAGGAUGUCCUCCGCGCUGUCCAACAGCGGCACCUGGCUGGCGUGCUGCGUCAUGCUGCACGCGGCCUGGGCCUGCGCCGGCGCCGCCUACCGCCCGCCCGACGACAAGCUGUGCGACGCGCACGACCAGGUAGCCUUGUGUGCUUGUGAUACGGUCGGUUGUGCGACGGAUGUCAGCAGCGCUGCCAACAGCGGCACCUGGCUGGCGUGCUGCGUCAUGCUGCACGCGGCCUGGGCCUGCGCCGGCGCCGCCUACCGCCCGCCCGACGACAAGCUGUGCGACGCGCACGACCAGGUAGCCUUGUGUGCUUGUGAUACGGUCGGUUGUGCGACGGAUGUCAGCAGCGCUGCCAACAGCGGCACCUGGCUGGCGUGCUGCGUCAUGCUGCACGCGGCCUGGGCCUGCGCCGGCGCCGCCUACCGCCCGCCCGACGACAAGCUGUGCGACGCGCACGACCAGGUAGCCUUGUGUGCUUGUGAUACGGUCGGUUGUGCGACGGAUGUCAGCAGCGCUGCCAACAGCGGCACCUGGCUGGCGUGCUGCGUCAUGCUGCACGCGGCCUGGGCCUGCGCCGGCGCCGCCUACCGCCCGCCCGACGACAAGCUGUGCGACGCGCACGACCAGGUAGCCUUGUGUGCUUGUGAUACGGUCGGUUGUGCGACGGAUGUCAGCAGCGCUGCCAACAGCGGCACCUGGCUGGCGUGCUGCGUCAUGCUGCACGCGGCCUGGGCCUGCGCCGGCGCCGCCUACCGCCCGCCCGACGACAAGCUGUGCGACGCGCACGACCAGGUAGCCUUGUGUGCUUGUGAUACGGUCGGUUGUGCGACGGAUGUCAGCAGCGCUGCCAACAGCGGCACCUGGCUGGCGUGCUGCGUCAUGCUGCACGCGGCCUGGGCCUGCGCCGGCGCCGCCUACCGCCCGCCCGACGACAAGCUGUGCGACGCGCACGACCAGGUAGCCUUGUGUGCUUGUGAUACGGUCGGUUGUGCGACGGAUGUCAGCAGCGCUGCCAACAGCGGCACCUGGCUGGCGUGCUGCGUCAUGCUGCACGCGGCCUGGGCCUGCGCCGGCGCCGCCUACCGCCCGCCCGACGACAAGCUGUGCGACGCGCACGACCAGACCCUCAUAGCGUUAGAAGCGAAGCCAGAAUCAAUGGGCGACGUGUCAGCGCUUCAAGCGCUCAGGCGGCCGCUGCAGCGAGCGCUGGACAUAGCGCUGACCGCGCUGCUUGCGCUCAACCAGCACCAGGGCGGCCCGCAGCACGGCUACGACAUCCUAAGCGACCCGACAGCAGUUUCCUUACUCCGCAAGCUGGUGGUGAUGGCACGGGCCAGCGGGCGAGGCGGCGACGCGCUCAGCCGGCCGCUGGCCCGCCUGCACGCCGCCGGGCCCAAGCACGACUUGCUGCAAGAGGAGUGGCUGAGCCUCAACGCGCAGAUGACGGCGCCGCGCGUGUGGGAGGCGCUCCCGAGGUGCAGUGUCUCCGCGCCGCACGAGAAACCCUACCCUUUAUACUUGGAGUACGGUGUAGAGCCUGAAGCGCUACGGUAUUCACCUGAGCCAAAUUUCACGUAUUGUGAAACGACACCAAAUCUCGUAGCUAUGGAUUCAAUAAGGUACAUGUACUUGGGCGGCGGCUGGCGGCCGGCGCGCUGGCGGCAGUGCGGGCGGUGCGGCGCGCGCGCGCUGCCCGCCGCGCAGCCCGCCAGGCACGCGCUGCAGCGGGCACACGACGCGCGCUUCUUGAAAGCUUGCAGAUGUGGAGGAAAAUGGUCGUUGUUUUCCAAUGUAUAAUGAAAAUCUCGGUUUAUUUAUACAACAAUAAAAAAUAUAAUUAAUGUUUUUAAUUUUUAAGGACAAAUGAUAUUUUGUAAAUAAAUUUUUAAUAUUACCAA
This is a messenger RNA of Ostrinia nubilalis (European corn borer), 4512 nucleotides long. RefSeq lists its product as uncharacterized. The record is from RefSeq and is a predicted model, not a curated record. Gene Ontology annotation, biological process: positive regulation of DNA-templated transcription. Lineage: Eukaryota; Metazoa; Arthropoda; Insecta; Lepidoptera; Crambidae. The transcript has 30 exons. The coding region runs from base 137 to 4411 and encodes 1424 amino acids. Gene Ontology annotation, cellular component: mediator complex.